Messenger RNA from Anopheles bellator, 1453 nucleotides. Its product is annotated as sodium/potassium-transporting ATPase subunit beta-1-like. Gene Ontology annotation, molecular function: ATPase activator activity. The transcript has 5 exons. Gene Ontology annotation, biological process: intracellular potassium ion homeostasis; potassium ion import across plasma membrane; intracellular sodium ion homeostasis. NCBI's taxonomy places the organism in Eukaryota, Metazoa, Arthropoda, Insecta, Diptera, Culicidae. The record is from RefSeq and is a predicted model, not a curated record. Bases 459 to 1430 code for a protein of 323 amino acids. Gene Ontology annotation, cellular component: sodium:potassium-exchanging ATPase complex.
GAGCCAUCGACGGAGCGCCAAGCUUCGCCCGAUGUCAGUUGCUUCUCGCUUGCCCACGUGUGCGUACGCAGCGAGGCGGCUUUCCGUACGGCCUGGAAGAUCCCCUAGUGCCCUCUGUCCGGUGCUGUGUUAGUGCGUGCUUUAGUGCGGCGAGUAAUUUCCCUGCUCCCCAAGAAAUAAGUUUCCAACUAGCUAGUAGACCAACGUGUGCGCUCGACUUUGAUCGAAACCGAUCGCCGAGCGAAAUAACGGAUCACUGGCAGUGGAGUGGCCGACUGUGUACGAUUGUUGAUGAAUCGCGCGAACAGAAGUAUAGAAGUAUUUAUUUAAUUUAAAGUUCAACUUUAACCCGCGCGAGUGAAACGCCAUCAGGCAGAAGUGGUCGGACGCGUACGUUUGUUGCCGCAGAUCCGCUGGAGCCAAGUGGAGUGUAGCGAAGUCUGUGAAAAAGCCCCAUCAUGUCCACCAACAUGUCGGAACGGAAGCGAUCCAGCCAGCCGCGGAUCAUAAAGACGUACGAGUUUCCGACGAUGCCGGAAAAGCAAUCGCUCGGCCAGUUUCUCUACGACACCAAAAGUGGGCGCGUGAUGGGCCGGACGGCCAAAAGUUGGGGUCAACUGUUGCUGUUUUAUACCAUUUUCUACAUCGUCCUGGCGGCGCUGUAUGCCAUCUGUAUGCAGGGUCUGCUCGUCACACUGAACCACCAGUACCCGCGGUGGCAACUGGACGAGUCUCGCAUCGGCACCAAUCCCGGAGUCACCUUCCGGCCUCGUGCUGGUGGCAUGGAGGGCACGUCGGAGAUUCAGUACGUGGCGGCAAACAAAACCGAUGUUUCCGUCUGGGUCGAUCUGAUCAACGAAUUCCUAGAACCGUACACCGAUCGGACGAAGCUGCCGCCCGGCACCAACCAGGUCAUCUGUGACUUUGUCACCAACCCGCCCCGGAAAGGAGUGUGCGCGUUUGACGUGAGCAAGCUAGGACCUUGCACGGCGGAGGCCGGAUUCGGGUACAAUCGUUCCGCUCCGUGCUUCUUCGUCAAGCUAAACAAGAUUUACAACUGGGAGCCAGACUACUACGACAACGUCGAGGAUCUCCCAGCGGAUAUGCCCGACGAUCUCGUGGAGUACAUUAAAUCGCUGAAGGAGGUCGAACGCAAGCAGAUCUGGAUAUCGUGUUCGGAGGACACCAAGAGCGAAGAAAAGCUUCUCGGUCCGAUCGAGUACUUCCCGAGCCGAGGACUACCUGCCUACUACUACCCGUACCUGAACCUCGAAGGAUACCUUAGUCCGCUCGUGGCAGUUCAACUUGCCAGACCGCAACCCAAAUCGAUAAUCAACAUCGAGUGUCGCGCCUGGGCAAAGAACAUUAUCUACAACGGUGGAACUCGCAACCGUCUAGGAUCAUUCGUAGUGACCAUGCGCAUCGAUUAGAUGCUGCUGUCCAGCCGUUUUGU